Messenger RNA from Stomoxys calcitrans (stable fly), 1854 nucleotides. RefSeq names its product basic-leucine zipper transcription factor A. The transcript has 4 exons. The record is from RefSeq and is a predicted model, not a curated record. The coding region runs from base 212 to 1261 and encodes 349 amino acids. NCBI's taxonomy places the organism in Eukaryota, Metazoa, Arthropoda, Insecta, Diptera, Muscidae.
ACCGAAAUUUACAGCAGACUCUUCUUCUCCUAUGAAGAACAUAUUGGCUGGUUGUGUUGAAGAAAUAGAAUAUCUUUUAAGAAUUCGCCCCAAAAUCUGUUUCUCGAUUUGCUUUUGACAAACGGGUUUGUUGUACUUCUAUCAACAAAAUUGAAUUCAAAGAACAACAUUUGACAAAACGACGAUCUUUUCCCAUUCUCAAUGGCCGCUCAUGAAAGAACCCAGUCAUUGCCUUUACACUCGCCCUCAAGGGUUACCGGCAUAUGGAUCGAGAGAAAAUUUUCCAAAGAAGUUAUUUGUUGUCGUAUUAUUUAUUUAUUGUGCCAUAUUAACCACAAACCUUCCACAAACUCAAGCCAGUCCAGUACGUCGCACAACAGCGUCCGGCCAGCGAUUAAUACUACAUUCGAACGUCUAUCGCGAACGUUACCAUCAAAAUCUGCUACAAAAUCACCGACAUCGCCAGCAACAAUUGUAUCAGCAACAACGGCAAGUUUUGCAAAACUUUCAUCAAUAUCAACAGCAACAACGUGAUCAACUAUCCCAAAGACCUUCCACAUCCUAUAUAGCUCCCAUAUUGAGAAAACUACAUCGUCACCAGCAGCUGCAUCACCAUCAUCAUCUGCAUCAGCGUGCUGCUCCCACCAGAGAUAACCUAAAACAUCGAAACAUGUGCGCACAAAAUAGCAUAUUUCAGCCUCUGUACGAUCAGACACAAAGAUCGUUGAGUACCAUUAAGAAUAUGAGUGAGAAAUAUAUAAAGGGAAAAAAGGACGAAAACGGUGAAAAGAGCGGAAAGGAAAGUUUCGAAGAAAUGCUGGUAAAAUGGAGUUUACACAGAUUGUCUAUUGAUAAACCUCAAGAAGAGCAAUAUGACAAAGAAUUUCUUCAAAUCGUACACUAUAUAUACUUGAGGAUGCAUCAAUUUAAGCAAAUGGCCAAUAUAGUGCUAGAAGAGGUUCAAACCAAGAGCUCUCAACAGAGCAUUAAUGAUCAGGACGAUCUGAAAAAUAUAAAACAAUUCUUUGAGGAAUUUCAGCAGCAGAUCAGUUUCAUUAUGAACGAAACGAAUCUGAUUUUUGCAAGCGAGUCCGUGAGCUCACCAAGUUUGGAGGAGAGGACCCCGAAUUAUCGCUUGUCGGGUGACCUUACGGGUAGAGUGCGAGAUUUUCUGAUAAUUCGACAAUUCAUCAAUGAAACGGAAGAACUACUCGAAAAAAUGGAUGGCAUGUGCAAAACCAGUGAACAAAAUGGCAAUUAGAUGCAGAAGAGAGCGCAAGCAGAGCAACUCAACGAGCUUAAGAGGAUGACUAACCAAAAUUUUGAAGCAGCAAAUACAUAAAAUCUAGCAAAAAUAAUUAUAUAUGGAAAAAGGAAAACAUGCUACUGAACAAAGUCUCAAUGUAGUAAAAUAGAAAUCAUUGGAAAUUCUUUCUCUUUGUGUAUGUUUACAUAAAACAACAAAAAACUUAAAAAUUAAAACUUGAAGAAGCCCGCAAAAAAUGUACUUAAACAUAGUAGAUUGUUGAUAUUGAAAUCUUUAGCAAGUGUAUAACUGUUACUAAUUUUUGCUUAAUUUUAUGCUAUUGAAUAUGUUGUCCAUGUAAAUCUCUCAACCAAAAACCAAAACACUAAACAUAUCUCUCUUAACCAAAACUACUUUCUGACAUGGAAAGCAGCAAGAAUUUAUUGUAAUUAUUAGACAAUGGAAAAGAAACUCCCCUUUUCUUUGGCAUUACAGGUAACCUUUCAGACUUGUAUGUCUUGCAGUAUCCUUACAAAUCCCAAAAAUUAUUUGCCAUGACCACUAACAGCAUUUUCUCAUAUAUUUUAACACAUCAACUGUAUUUUUAA